UCUCUCCUCCAGCUUCGCCGGGCCGACUUCCUCAGUGGACCCCAAUGGCCAACCACAGAUUCAGUUCAGUGUCUGAGGAGGAACCCUGCUGCAACAUUUCCAAGAAAACCAAGAUCUGUCUCUGCGUCUUCUUUGGUCUCCUGAUCGCGGUGAUCAUCGCGGUGCCGGUCGGUAUCCUGAUGUGGCGCCAUCCGCUCAAGGAGUGGAAGGGGAAGGGCACCACUGCCCAUUUUUACGAGAUCCUCCUGGGACGGUGCUACACCUAUACUCAAAUCGUGCGACCUGAGCUGGGACAUAAAGACUGCCAAAAGAUAGGGAAGGCGUUCACAACUGCGUUUCUUUCUAAGGACCCUUGCAGCAGCACGGAGCAGGACUACCAGCCCCUCCUGGAGCUGACCGCUCAAACCGUCCCUUGCAACAAGACCCUCUUUUGGAGCAAAUCCAGCGAGCUGGCCCAUGACUACACGCGGGUCCAGGGAGACCUGUUCACCCUGGAGGACACGCUGCUGGGCUACAUGGCAGAUGGCCUCAAGUGGUGUGGAGACCCACGCUCUUCAGAAAUGAACUAUCAAUCUUGUCCAGACCGGAGGGAAGACUGCAGCAACAACUCUUUUUCUGUAUUCUGGAAUGCAGUGUCCAAAAGGUUUGCAGAAGACGCCUGUGGUGUGGUCCAUGUGGUGCUCAAUGGGUCCAUCAGUAACACCUUUGAUGAAAGAAGCACUUUUGGACGUGUGGAAGUCUUUAAUUUGCGCCCAGAGAAGGUUCAUCAACUACAGGCCUGGGUGAUGCAUGACAUUGGAAGUGUUCACAGUGACUCAUGCUCGAGUUCCUCCGUAAAUAAUCUGAAACGGAUUCUAAAGGAAAGGAGUAUUGCAUUUUCUUGCCAGAAUAAUUACGGGCCUAUCAGGCUUCUCCAGUGUGUGAAAAGUCCUGAGCCUUCAUCUUGCAGAUUUUAUGUAUGAGCCAAUUAGCAUGGUUGUUUUGGAUCUCUGAGCCUUAUAUACCCAUCGCACGUGUGACUCGGGAGACACGCUGUUGGGAAGCUGAGGACUUGGGGGGAUCUUCUGUCAUAAUGCCAACACUUGAGUUGGAAGCCUUUCCCCCAAAGUUUUAAAAUAACAUGUUGUUGCCAUAGUGUUUAUUUUGAUUUCCUAUUAAUCAAAAAUUAUGGUAUAAAAUUAGAAUGAAAAUUUUAUAUUAAGUUAUUUCAUUUUAAUUUUCAUAGGUGCUUUUAUGUGGUUUAUAUGUUAGUAGUAUCCUUUCUAUUGAAAAUGACUAUACCAAACCUCUCUUACUGGUGCAGAUAAUUAAGGGAUGGUAAAUGCUCAUGAAUGACCUUGUCUCAGGAUCUAUUUUUGUACCCUUUCUACAAAUAAAGUAUAAAUGCUAUAGUUAUGGGUCAUGCUGGAUAAAGAAUUCUGUAGGAUAUAAGCUACCCACCCACUUUAUCUCCCCCUCUUCCAACAGCCCUGUGAGGUUGGUACUGUUAUCUCCCAUUUGUUAGAUGAGAAAUGGAAGUUCGGAGAGGUUAUAUAAUUUGCCUAAAGUCAUACAUUUAGUUCAAGGUAGAGGCUGGAUUUCAACUCAGCUCUCUCUAACUCCAGAGUAUAUAUGCUCUCUUUCUAGGCCUAUAAUACCAGCUGAAAUGCUUUAUGUUCCCUUCUAAUAAAUGCAUGUUGGAUUAAAUUGAAUGUAAUAGAAUAUAAUAGAAUCCGAACUGGGUAGCUUUUCUGGAUAGCUUCAAAAACAGAUACACUUUUUUUCCCCUCUUCAUUCUCUUCCUCUUCUUCAUGCUCAGUGUCUUACAUAUAUCAUAGGCCGUUAAAAUACAUAUUUGUUCC
This is a messenger RNA of Lontra canadensis (Northern American river otter), 1841 nucleotides long. RefSeq names its product CD38 molecule (gene CD38). Lineage: Eukaryota; Metazoa; Chordata; Mammalia; Carnivora; Mustelidae. Gene Ontology annotation, molecular function: phosphorus-oxygen lyase activity; NAD+ nucleosidase activity. Gene Ontology annotation, biological process: positive regulation of B cell proliferation. Gene Ontology annotation, cellular component: plasma membrane. The record is from RefSeq and is a predicted model, not a curated record. The transcript has 8 exons. Bases 45 to 962 code for a protein of 305 amino acids.